AUGCUGCAUCUAUCGGUGAAUCUGGAGCAUCUGGCUCCGGGUUUUUUUUCGAAUUUUGAAAAGAAGCUCCAUGUACCAAAUGAACAUGAAGCUGUGAAAGAAGCUCCCCCUUCAUCGCUCGUUUCUGAUACUAAUGAUGAUGUAAAAAAGCCUGUUAAACAAAAGCCCAAGCAAAUUAGUGUUGAAGAAUUGCAAGAAGCUCUUCUGAAGAACGAGUUAGCGUUCCAUAGACGGAUUGAAGCACUGCUUCAGGAGAAUAGGGAGUUGCGCAGUGAACUUCUUCUUAAGUCUCAGAAAUCUUUACAAAAAGGUCGUAUCAACAAAUCUUUGAUUGAUAUGUAUUCAGAAGUAUUGGAUGAACUAUCAGACUUGGAUUCUGCAUACAAUGCUCAGGACCAAUUACCAAGAGUGGUUGUUGUUGGUGAUCAAAGCUCUGGGAAAACAUCUGUUUUAGAAAUGAUAGUACAGGCUCGGAUAUUUCCAAGAGAUGGUUCACGUGAAUACGAUCUCACAAAAGAGUCCGAACUUGCAUCGUUGAGGAAAGAGAUAGAGAUGCGUAUGAAGGCACUUGUUAGUGGUGGUAAAACAGUCAGCACUGACGUCAUUUCCCUAAACGUGAAAGGGCCUGGGCUUCAGAGGAUGGUUCUUGUUGACCUACCUGGCAUAAUUUCUACUGUAACAACGGGUAUGCAGUCUGGUACACGUGAAACUAUACAGGAUGUUGCUCGACAAUAUAUGAACAAUCCGAAUGCGAUUAUUUUAUGUGUUCAAGAUGGGAGUAUCGAUGCUGAGCGUAGCAAUGUAACAGAUCUAGUAUCUUCUGUAGAUCCUUCAGGUAAACGAACUAUCUUUGUUUUGACCAAAGUGGAUUUGGCUGAAUCAAAUCUGCGCAGCCCAGACCGUAUCAGACAAAUUCUGGAGGGUAAAUUAUUUCCUAUGAAAGCACUUGGUUAUUUUGCUGUGGUCACAGGAAAAGGUACAAAAGAUGAAAGUAUAGAUAGCAUUAAAGAAUAUGAAGAGAAUUUCUUUCGUCAUUCUCGUCUAUUUAAAGAAGGUACACUUCCAAGGCUGUAUCAGAGAGAUUCUGGAAAAUGGUCAAAGAUUCAGUUGAACAACAAGCUGAUACAUAUAGAGCUAUUCAUUAUAAUCUUGAAACAGAAUGGAAAAAUUCGUUUCCUCAUUUACGUGAAAUGGAUCGUGAAGAAUUAUUUGAAAAAAGCUCGUAACAAUAUAUUAGAUGACCUAAUAUCACUAAAUGGUAUCAGCUCCACUGUAUGGGAGAAAAAUAUUCAUUACGAAUUAUGGAACAAACUAAAAGAUUAUAUAUUCACUAAAAUAAUUGAACCCUCACAGCACAUUGACGAUAUAGGAACCUUUCAGACAAACGUUGAUAUUUGGCUUCGUGAUUGGGUUGAAAAUAAUUUACCGAAAGCUUCAAUUGAAACUGGUUUGCAGACAUUAUACAAUCAACUGGAUAGUAAAUUAAAAACGAUGAAAGAUGUACCUGGUUAUGAUCCAGUAUUUGAUCCAUUAAAAGUGACUGUACAUCACGAAAUUCGUAAGCGUCAUCACUGGGACCCUAAAGCUGAAUCCAGAUUGCGUGUCAUACAAUCGAAUGCUUUAGACGAUCAUACUGUACAUACAAAGUCUCAGUGGACCGCUGCUGUAGAUCUAUUAGAACAAGCAGUUAAAGCUCGAUUAAAAGAUGUAAAUCAGUCGAUUACUUCAAGUUUUGGUCCUGGAUGGGUUGAACAAUGGACUCGUUGGAAAAAACGCACAGCAGAAGAAGAUGCUCGUUUACAAACCGCUCAGGAGAUUGAAAAUUUAUUAAUAUCACUUCCAAAACCAUCCGCUCAUAUUAAUCAAGAUGAUUUAACUACUAUUAGACGUAAUCUUCAAGCUCGUAAUGUUCCUGUGACUGAUAAAAUUAUUUGUGAAACUUGGGAACCUUUAGUUCGACGUUUUUAUCUCGAACGAUCUUUGUUUGUUUGUCAAGAGUGUCGAAAAGGCUUUUACUAUUAUCAGCAUGGUUUUCUGAAUACAUCUUCAUUUAAUAAAUCCUCUAAUACCAAUGAACAUACAUCUAAUGCAGCUGAAAAUUCUCGUUUACGUAAAGAUUCAUUGUCAUCUGAUUUCCCUGAUUGUCGUGAAGUGAUCUUUUUCUCUCGCCUGAAUCGUAUGAUGAAUGCAACUAGUAAUGCGCUUAGACAACAAAUUAUGAAUGAUGAAGCACGUCGUUUGGAACAUUACGUAAAGCAAGUUUUAAACGAAUUGUCUAAUGAUCCUAUUCGUGUAAAAAAGCUUAUCACUGGCAGGCGUGUACAAUUAGCUGAAGAUUUAAGUCGAACAAGACAUAUUCAAGAGAAAUUAGAAGAGUUCAUUGCAGCUUUAAAAGCAAGCGAAUAA
Messenger RNA from Schistosoma mattheei, 2406 nucleotides. The record is from the annotation of a GenBank genome assembly. Lineage: Eukaryota; Metazoa; Platyhelminthes; Trematoda; Strigeidida; Schistosomatidae.